AUGGCUAAUUACUUCACUAAGUUCCUACCUCAAUUGGGAAAUAGUGCCACCAGUUCCCCCUACUAUGACUCCAGUACUUCCUAUAAUCCUCAGUUGAAAUACUUAACUAUCUUCAAUCCUAGUUUGAUAGAAGAUAAAAAAGCUGAAUCAAAUGAAGAGUUGUUUAAACAGAUCAUAUGCUUCAUAUCAAUCAAUAGCAUUGAUAAUGGAGGUGUACUACUGGAAGAGGAAAAGAUCGAACAGUUGAAGAUCAUUGGAUUAAUACGAGGGGUGAAUUCAUUUGCCAUUAGCUUUAGUAAAGGUGAUGAUAAGAGUGUUAAUAUUAUCAAUUCAUCUAAAUCAUCCAUUGUAUUGAUUAAUCUUGAAUCUAACUUCUAUCUUGCAUGUUCUAUAUCAUACAUGGCCAAACAUAAUAACAAAUCCAACUUCAUUAAUCAUCAAUUGAUCAAAUUGAUUAGAUCUUUUUAUAGAAAUUUUGUCAUUCAUCAUACCACUUUUGGUAAUAUAUUAGAUAAGUAUAAUUUAUCCAUUCUAAAACAAUCAUUAUCAACCUAUUGGAAUGGUUUCUUCUCCAAUUAUAAUCUUCAAUAUUAUAAAAUACCGCCUGGUCUUUCGUGGCCUAAUAGUUUGAAUUAUAAAGGAUUUUUGGGUCUAUUACCUGCUGAUCAAAUAUAUAAAAAAUCAUCAUUAUCAUUAAAUUAUCAAGUUCAACAAGAAAUAAGUCAAAUCUUACAAGGACCAGAUGAAAACAUACCGAAAGGUAUAAUCAUAUCCUGUUUUAAUAAGAUCCAACCUAAGAAAUACGGUUUAUUACAUAUCGAACAUAAUCCCAAACUAAAAGAAUCUGAGUUGAUUGAUAUUUAUAAUUGGUUAGAAUUCCACGAUUAUCACGAUACCUUGACCACUGAGAGUUUAUCUAAUAUAAGUAUUGAUGAUUUUUUCAAAACCAACUUAUCAAUCCUUCCCGAUAUAGAAUCGGAGACGAGUUCAACGUUGAAUGCUUCAAGUAUCAAUACCAAUGCCAGUCCAAGUUAUGCUCAUCAGUACGCUACUGAUAAUAUACGAGCUGUGACAUCCACCGCUAUGGAAAUGUUAAAUCCAAGAAAUAUCACCAAUAACUUAGUUAUUCUGCCGAUCAAUUAUACAGUUAGUAGUAUGAUAUCAAUUGGUGAUCAAGUUAAACAAUAUGGAACUGGUAUUGCUGAAAAUGACGAUGUAACCAGUGCAAGUAGUUGGCUUCAGAUGCCACCUUUAUUAAAACUGUUAAGACUUGGUGGUACUGUGGAGCCCGUGAUAUCACCAUCUAUGAAUGGUGAUAAUGAUGAUGAAGAGGAAAUUGAAGAAGAAAAUACAGGAGAAUACUUAAUAGGAUCUAAAUUUGAUCUAGUAUCUAAUUCAAACUCCGUUUAUAGAAAGUUGGUUUAUUUAACUACUACUUCGGAUACAGAUGAUACAGGAACUGAAUUUGAAUAUCUGUUAAUCAUUUAUAAAAAGGAUGAUAUUGUUAUAACAUUAAUCUAUGAUUCCUCAUAUGAUCAACUUGAUAAACUUGAAUUUUAUGAAACACUUGCUCAAGAUACACUCAUUCCAUCCAUUGAUGAGAUCGGCAAUUCCGUACUUGGUGGAAGUUUCAUUGGUAGUAGUGUUGGAUCAUUAAACGGAAUAAUCAAUGAGAAUGAUGUUGAUAAUGACUUCUUCUUUGUUGUGUUUGAUAAAGCGCAAGGUUGGGUCAAAUCUUCAUUGCCAUAUCUACCCCACAUCAAUAUCAAUGAUGACGAAAAUAAUCAUAAAGCGUUAAUAAUGUAUCAAAGUGCAAUGUUUUACUUGCAUGACCAAUUAACUUCAUUAUUUUUAAUGCAGCGGAAUAAUAAUUUUUUCACCGAUAAUAAGAUGAAUGAAUAUUUUCAUAAAUUUACAAGUAAUAAACAAAAUGAUUGGAUGUUGUAUUAUAUUAAGUAUAAAGAUAAAUUUAUUAUUAUUAUUAAGAAUCAUAAUCAUAGUGCAAAGAAGAAAAGAAAAAGUAUAGCAUAUAGAAAAUUAAGUGUGGUACCACCUUCAGUAAGCACAUCACCAAUUUUGAAUGGUGAAGAACAACAACAAUUAGAAGGGGGUAAUACUGGUGAAGGUGGUGUGGCUGGUGGUGGUCUAUUAAACAGAAUUACAGAUUAUACCCAUCUUGGAUUUCUUGAUAAUUUAGGAGAUGAUGUUAAGUACUGGUUGGAUGGAUUUACAACAACUUCAGAGACUUAA
Scheffersomyces coipomensis is the source of this 2250-nucleotide messenger RNA. RefSeq lists its product as uncharacterized. Lineage: Eukaryota; Fungi; Ascomycota; Pichiomycetes; Serinales; Debaryomycetaceae. The transcript has a single exon. The coding region runs from base 1 to 2250 and encodes 749 amino acids. Gene Ontology annotation, cellular component: Mon1-Ccz1 complex; intracellular membrane-bounded organelle. Gene Ontology annotation, biological process: vesicle-mediated transport. The record is from RefSeq and is a predicted model, not a curated record.